GGCACUGUUACUAAGCGUAUAAUUUGGUGUGGCAGGAUUGAUGAGCGGGAAAGGGUUGACCUUCGCGAGUUCUUCUCUUCUGGAAUCGUCUUCUUCAGUUCUUCUUCUCCGAGUCUCCGACGGUCCAGAAGCCAAAAGCCGUCUUGCCUCUCUCAGCCUAGGUGGUUAACCGCUCACUCCCUCAGUGCAACUUUCAAUCUCUCAAAGUCAAAGUCUGUGCUACCAAUGGCUAGAAGGACAGUCCAUGAAGCCUUCUCUUCAUCUUCAUCUUCCACCUUCUCAAAAAAAUGGAUGUAUGAUGUGUUCUUGAGCUUCAGAGGUGAAGACACACGGAACAACUUCACAGGCCACCUCUACAUGGCAUUGCAAAAUGCUGGAAUCAGCACUUUUGUUGAUGACCAGCUAAGAAGAGGGGAGGAUAUAACUUCUCAAUUAGUGCAGGCAAUUCAAGGGUCCAGUAUUUCUGUUAUUGUUUUCUCAAGCACAUAUGCAGAAUCCACUUGGUGUCUGGACGAGCUGGUGAAGAUCAUGGAAUGUACACAAACAUCGAGGCAAAUGGUUUUCCCAAUAUUCUAUGAUGUUGAUCCGUCAGAUGUCAGGAAACAGAAUGGUAAUUUUGCACAAGCAUUUCAGAAACAUGAAGAGCGCUUUCUGUCAGAUAUGGAUAAAGUGCAGAGGUGGAGAGCUGCUCUUGUUGAAGCUUCAAAUUUGUCUGGCUGGGACCUUCAAAAAACCGCAGAUAGGCAUGAAGCAAAGUUUAUCAGGAAAAUUGUUGACGAGAUUACUAGACAGCUUCCGAGUGAAUACUUAAACAUAGCUGUCUACCCGGUUGGAAUGCAUUCUCGUGUGCAAGAUAUAAAUCAUCAUUUAUGUAGUGCAUCAAAUGAUGUUCGUAUGGUUGGAAUUUUGGGGAUGGGUGGAAUGGGUAAAACAACAGUUGCCAAAGCCAUAUAUAACCAGUUUUACCAUGACUUUGAAGGUAAAAGUUUCCUUGCAAAUGUUAGGGAAACUACAAAGCAAACCAAUGGUGAGGUUCUUUUGCAAGAACAACUUCUUUCUGAUAUCUUGAGAACAACCAAGAUAAAGGUAGAUAGUGUUCAUAGUGGGAUCAAUGUGAUCAAGAAAAAACUUAGGGGUUUAAGGGUACUUGUCAUAAUUGAUGACAUUGAUCGAACAAGCCAACUGAAUGCGUUGGCUAUAAACCCUAUAAACCAUGCAUGGUUUGGUCCAGGAAGUAUAGUCUUAAUAACAACAAGAGAUGAACAGUUGCUAAAGCAACUGAGAGUGGAUGCAAUCUAUUUGACAGAAGCAAUGAAUGAAGAAGAAGCUCUUGAGCUCUUUAGUUGGCAUGCUUUUGGUAAUAGUUGUCCUGAUGAAGAAUAUUUAGAACUCUCAAGAAGUGUGAUCACAUAUUGUGGGGGUUUGCCACUAGCUCUUGAAGUAUUAGGAUGUUUCCUGUUGGGAAGGAGCAUUAUAGAGUGGGAAAGUGCACUGGAGAAAUUGGAGAGAAUUCUUGAUAAUGACCAAAUAUGGGAAAAGCUCCGAAUCAGCAUUGAUGGACUAAAUAAGGAUGGAAAGGAAAUAUUUCUUGACAUAGCUUGUUUCUUUAUUGGAAUGGAUAAGAACUAUGUCAUACAAAUAUUGGAUGGUUGCGGCUUUUCCGCAGAAAUAGAAAUCAGAGUCCUCAUUCAACGGUGUCUUGUAACUGUUGGUGAAGCAAACAAGCUGAUGAUGCAUGAUUUACUUCGAGAUAUGGGUAGAGAAAUGGUACGUGCAGAAUCUACUAACCUCCCUGGAAAACGUAGUAGAGUUUGGCGUCGGGACGAUGCAAUAGAUGUACUGACAGAUAAAUCUGGAACUGAAGAAAUUCUAGGAAUCACUCUAAAUGUAUCUGGACAUGACAAUGUAAGUUUUAGUACAGAAGCAUUUACGAAUAUGAAGAAUGUGAGAUUUCUCCAACUGAACUACGUACAAGUCAGUGAAGACUACAAAUAUCACCCCAUGCGCCAGUUAAGAUGGUUGUGCUGGCAUGGGUGUCCUCUGGACUUCAUACCACAUGACUUUAUGCAACAAAACCUAGUUGCUAUUGAACUACAGUAUAGCAACCUCACACAAGCUUGGAAAGAUUGUGAGUUACUUGGGAAGCUAAAGAUUCUUAAUCUCAGUCACUGCUAUGGCAUAACACAAUUGCCAAACUUUUUGAAACUCCCAAAUCUAGAGCAGUUGAUACUUGAACACUGUGAGUGCUUGUCCGAGGUUCACGAGUCCAUUGGAGAACUUAAAUCACUUUUUUUUGUAAAUUUGCAAGACUGCAAAAUGCUUAAGGAUCUGCCAAGGAGUUUCUAUAAGUUGAAGUCUAUUGAAACUCUUCUCCUCUCAGGUUGUUCAAAAUUUGAAACCCUGGAGGAAAACGUAAGGGAGAUGUUAUCACUGACUACUCUUUUCGCAGAUUUCACAGCUAUAAGAAUAAUACCAUCCAUGGUACGGUUGGAGAACCUGGAAUCAUUGUCUCUAUGUGGCCUCAAAUCUUUAUAUCUGGAAUCACCUCCUUUGUUACAGGGAUUAGUUCAUUUAAAGGAAGUAUAUCUUACAGACUGCAACUUAACUGAUGAUGUAGUAUUUCCUAAGGAUCUCGGGAGAACUCAAUCUUCUUUAGAAGUUUUAGAUCUAACUGGAAAUAAUUUUCAUAGCCUUCCAAGAUUAAGUGGCCUUUUGAUGCUUCAAGUUUUAUCAUUGGAAAACUGCAAUUUAACUGAUGAUGCAAUUCCACAAUUUGGGACUCUACCUUCUUUAGUAAAAUUGGCUCUAGGAGGCAAUAAAUUUUGUUGGCUUCCAAGCCUCGAGGGCCUUUUGAAGCUUGAGAUUCUACUUCUGAAUGAUUGCAAAAACCUUCAUGCAAUCCCUAUGUUACCAACAAGUUUGAAGAGGCUGAAUGCUGAUGACUGCAUCGAGUUGAUACGAAUCCCAAAUUUGUCCGAAAUGUCAAAUAUGACGAUGCUGCAACUAAAUGGGUGUGUCAGCUUGAAUGAGUUACCAGGCUUGGAUGAGUCGUUAAACUGCAUGAUGACACUGAGAAUGCUAGGUACCAACAACGUCACCAAGGAUUUUCUUACUGAGAGCUUCUUACAGGGAUGGACAGGAUCUGGUGUAAUUUAUCUUCCUGGAAAUGUAGUCCCGGAGUGGUUCCCUGAUUUCAGGGGUACCGAACAUUUCAAUAUGCCUCAGAUCAUUGGUUGCAAUUUCAACGUGUUGACUCUGUGCAUCGUUUAUUCUUCGUGUCAUGACGAAUUACCUUCCUUUGAGAUUUUCAUACAUAUUAUUAAUUGUACCAAGAAGAGGAAAUUUGUCACCCAGAUAGAAGGCAUAGUAAAAGCUUCAGAUGAAGAUUAUCUUUUACUGGCACAGAUACCAACCAAAGAGUGCAAUUUGGAAAGUGGCGACCUCGUCAAGGUUGUUGUAAGACCUGAAGAUAGUUAUUUCGAGUGAUUUAUGAUCGUGAUGAUGAUGAGGUGAGGAAAUGACUCGAACAUUUGAUGAAGAGUGACCUCCGAAAAGAUUUGAGUUUUGAUGAACAACAGAUGAGAUGAACUGGAGGAUGUCAGUAGGUUGGGCAUGUGAAGCGAAAAAGGAGAAACAAACAAAAGGUGUUGCUCUUGAACACCAUGUUUCAGGAUAAUUUGAUUUCCCUUGAUGAGUAUUUGUGACAACACUUUACCAGCUACACUACCUGGAUUGGUAUGAAUGCCAUCCUGAUACGAACUUGACUUCAUGGACGUUGGACUUUCAUCAAAGUAAAGUCUUUGGAACAUACAAAUCGGGAAGAGAAGUUGUCUGCAAUGAAGUCGAAGCCAAUGAAACCCCCCAAGCAUCCCGAAAUACGUAGUAAAUUGUGGCACCAUUAAGAUGCAGCAGAUGUAUUGACAGAAAACUCGGUGAGAACUCUCCCAAGGGUUGUUGACAAAAGUAGAGAUUUUUUUCUCACAAGAUUUCUCUUGUUUUUGUUCUCUGAGCAGAGUGUAAGAAUUUAUUUCUGUUUUUUUAUUGACGUCAGUAUAACCAAAUAAAAUGAUUAUCAAGCCUCGAUAAAUAUUUUAUUAUCCCUCAAGUCAACACUGAAUCCCGACCAUUUCCACCCAAGUUGGCCGACGAAGAACAUAUGUGGAGACAAGGAAGAGCUGUUGACUAGGGUUAGAGACUUUAGAAUGGAAGACCUUAGGUGUAGGUUAUUUUGAAAUUCAAAAUUUGAAAGAUGACAAGUGGUCUCUCUCUUACAUCUUACACCUUUAUUUCCCAUUUAUUGUUUUGUUCCCUUGCACAAUGACUUUUCUACCCUUA
This is a messenger RNA of Rosa rugosa (rugosa rose), 4335 nucleotides long. Its product is annotated as disease resistance protein RPV1-like. Gene Ontology annotation, biological process: defense response; signal transduction. The record is from RefSeq and is a predicted model, not a curated record. NCBI's taxonomy places the organism in Eukaryota, Viridiplantae, Streptophyta, Magnoliopsida, Rosales, Rosaceae. Gene Ontology annotation, molecular function: ADP binding; protein binding. The transcript is spliced from 8 exons. The coding region runs from base 226 to 3486 and encodes 1086 amino acids.